Messenger RNA from Heterobilharzia americana, 1135 nucleotides. NCBI's taxonomy places the organism in Eukaryota, Metazoa, Platyhelminthes, Trematoda, Strigeidida, Schistosomatidae. The record is from the annotation of a GenBank genome assembly.
AAAUAAGAUUUUAAGCAGUAAAUGCAGUAAAUCUACCUUUCGUAUUUCAGCUUUAUCUUUCGCAUUGAUAUUUGUUUAACUGUACUGUUUGCAUUUACUCGUAUAACGGUGUUAACUCAUUCUGGUUGUGAAAAUGUUGUCUGAUGCCGAGAAAAGGAAGCAGAUAAGUGUUAGAGGAAUAGCACAGUUGGAAAAUGUGUCCAACCUGAAAUCAGGCUUCAACAGACACUUGCACUUUGAUGGAGUCAAAGAUAGAAACGUCGCAACGUCUCUUGACUUCUAUCAUGCAUUGGCACGUACUGUCUGGGACCAUCUUUGCUCACGUUGGAUUCGAACUCAGCAGUUUUAUCACAGGGAAGAUCCAAAGCGUAUAUACUACUUGUCUCUGGAAUUUUACAUGGGUCGUAGCUUGACAAAUACUAUGCUCAACGUAGACAUAUCUGCUGCAGUUGAUGAAGCUAUGUACCAAUUAGGACUGGACAUUGAGGAGUUAGAGGAAAUGGAGUCAGACGCUGGUCUUGGUAAUGGUGGGUUGGGACGUCUGGCAGCUUGUUUCUUGGACUCUAUGGCAACGCUAGGACUAGCUGCCUAUGGAUACGGCAUCCGUUAUGACUACGGAAUUUUUGAGCAGAUUAUUCGUGAUGGCUGGCAGGUUGAAGAACCAGACGACUGGUUACGUUUCGGUAAUCCAUGGGAGAAAGGAAGACCAGAAUAUUGUUAUCCUGUCAAUUUUUAUGGUCGAGUUGAGGAUGCUGGAAACGGACGCAGACGUUGGGUUGAUGCACAUCCAGUUUUCGCUAUGCCUUAUGAUACUCCUAUCCCAGGGUACAGAAAUAACACUUGCAAUACGCUUCGACUCUGGUCUGCCAAAGCCCCAAAAAGUUUCGACCUGGGAAUUUUCAAUAUGGGCGACUACAUAAAUGCUGUGUGUGCACGUAAUCAUGCAGAAAACAUCUCCCGUGUUCUUUAUCCAAACGAUAAUUUCUUCGUUGGUAAGGAACUUCGUCUUCGUCAAGAAUACUUCUUAGUUGCAGCCACUUUACAGAUAAAAACUAUAUCAUCAGAAAUGUCUCCGCAAACUGUUAUUCUUGAAGCAAAUCUCGAAAAUCGUAUUUUGUAUAAGGGACGGUCAUGA